Molecule: messenger RNA, 1496 nt
Organism: Vicia villosa (hairy vetch)
Lineage: Eukaryota; Viridiplantae; Streptophyta; Magnoliopsida; Fabales; Fabaceae
Product: F-box/kelch-repeat protein At3g23880-like
Exons: 1
Coding region: 79-1266 (395 amino acids)
Molecular function (GO): protein binding
Source: RefSeq, a predicted model, not a curated record
AGUAAAAUGAGAGCACUUUAUAUAUAAACACAACUUUGCCGGUGGCUGCUUAGGGUUCAAUUCAAAUAGAAUAAAGUUAUGCCGCUUCGGCUUCUGCGUCAGACCAAUUUAGCAUAUUCGGCAGUUGUCCUUCCCGACGAGCUGAUGGCGGAAAUACUGUCCUGGCUGUCCGUGAAACAUCUUAUACAAUUGAGGUGUGUCAACAAGUUUUUCCAAACUCUCAUCUCUGAUCCUUACUUUGUUCAAAUGCAUCUCAUGAAAUCUUCACGAAAACCUAAUCUCGCACAUAUCUGGCUAGACAGCUGGGAAGAUGAUGAUUCCCAUUUCGUUAGUCAAUCCAUUCCUCCUUUUAACUCCCUUCACAAUCAUCCUUCCUAUCGAUUGAUCGAUUUUGUCAGUGUAGACCGAGUUGUUGGUUCAUGCAAUGGAUUGAUAUGCUUGAUUAGUAGUUCAUAUCUCUCUCAAGAUGAAUGGCUUUGUUUCUGGAACCCUGCAACGGGAACAAAAUCAGAAAAUUUUAGACUAUUUUCCGAUCUUUAUUCUCUACGCCAAGAUUUUAAGUUCUCUUUUGGUUAUGAUAUUUCGAAUGAAACUUAUAAGGUGGUAGGGUUCAUGGUGGAGAUAGAGCUGGGUGGUAAUCUAAAAAAUGUGGUGAAAGUUUUCAGCUUGGGGGAUAAUUCAUGGAGAGAUAUUCAAUGUUUACCUGUGAUUCCACUUUAUUGGUUUGAUGGUUGUAACAACAAAGAUGUGUAUUUGAAUGGUACUAUUAAUUGGCUGUCCAAUUGCAAUCAUGAUUUUUAUUUGAUGGGUGUUAUUGAAAAUUAUGUAAUUCUUUCGCUAGAUCUCUCUACCGAAUCGUACACUCAGAUGAUGUUGCCUCGUGGUUUUGACAAGGGACCGAAAGUUCAGGCAAAUAUUGCGGUUUUGAUGAAUUUUCUUUGUUUCUGUCGUGAUUUUGAGAGAAACCAUUUUGUUAUAUGGCAGAUGAAAGAUUUUGGGGUUCAAGAGUCUUGGGUUCAGUUAUUUAAAAUUAGUUAUCAGAAUUUCUAUUCAAUCAACGGUAAUUUAUUUGAUAUUCAGCGGUUGGGAUUGUUGCCGAUACACCUUUCUGAGAAUGGUUAUACUUUGAUAUUGGCAAAUAUGCACAAGGCACCAGCAUUUAUCUGUGACUGCAGAGACGAUACAAUAGAGCGAAUAAGGAUUACUAAUAUGAAUCAGUGGUUGUGGGCUAAGGAUCACAUUGAAAGUUUGGUUCCGACUCGUUGAAAGUGAGUUUUUAUUCAUGUUUGUUUUGUGCUUAUUACAAUACAAGUUAGAGAAUGAUGUUUUUCAAUCAAUUAGAAUGUGCUCUUGUCACUCAAAUAUUUGAAUUGUUAUUUUGGUUUACUUAAAUGAUGCAUAAUCACUCAACUCUUUGAUUUUUUUUAAUGUAUUUUUAAUUGUUUUUUUAAACUAAGGUCCAAUGCAUUCAUUUCAAUCACUAUCCAUCUUCAUAC